AUGAUUAGCAAUAAUAAUUUAUCUGAAUUAAAGUCAGGAAAUAGUCCUAUGAAAAGUAAUUUAAAUUUAACUGAAUAAAACAAGGUUGAUGGGGCAAGUAUAUAUUAUACUUUGGACGAAUAAGUAAAUAUCCUCUUAUGGUGUAAUGAAAAGAGUAAUAUGACAAUCUUACCUUGCAAAAAUAAUUUUUUUGAAAUUGAAAAUCCUGAAUUAUAUGGACCUUUAUGGAUAUAUAUAACAUUAAUAUUUUGCUUAUAUGCUUCAGGAAAUUUAUCAUUAUAUUUAUAAGUGAAUAAACAAGAUUUCUAAUUCAAGUUUAGUUAUUUAAAAAUAGCAUUUACAUUAGUUUUAAUGUAUGCUAUUUUAGUCCCUUCUUUUGUUGCUACUUUGAUGAAAAUAUUUGGGAAUAAUGGCCUUAGCUUUUUUUAAACAUAUUGUAUUUAUGGAUAUAGUUUGUUCGUAUUUAUUCCUGUUUCAAUAUUAUCUGUUAUACCUUAUACCAUUGUUUAAAUUUGUUUAUUUUCAUAUGCAGUUCUUGCAUCAAUAUUAUUUUUAAUUAAUAACUUUUAUAAGGAAAUUAAUAAAUUAGUUUAAUAAGAAGGAUAAACUUCUAAAAAAGUUAUUGUAUUAUUUACUAUUAUUUCUUUGUAAGUUGUUACUAUGGUUUUGUAUAAAUUAUAUUUCUUUAAAUAAAUAUAUUCUUCAUCUUCUACUGAUUAAAAAAUCUUAUUCUUUUGGUAAGAAGAAGAUACUUAAUCAUAAGUAUAAAAGAAAUUUUUAGAACAUAUUCAUUUUGGAAAUCAUUGA
Messenger RNA from Ichthyophthirius multifiliis, 807 nucleotides. RefSeq names its product Yip1 domain protein. Gene Ontology annotation, biological process: vesicle-mediated transport. The record is from RefSeq and is a predicted model, not a curated record. Gene Ontology annotation, molecular function: small GTPase binding. Gene Ontology annotation, cellular component: membrane; Golgi apparatus. The transcript is spliced from 8 exons. NCBI's taxonomy places the organism in Eukaryota, Ciliophora, Oligohymenophorea, Hymenostomatida.